Molecule: messenger RNA, 3734 nt
Organism: Pelmatolapia mariae (spotted tilapia)
Lineage: Eukaryota; Metazoa; Chordata; Actinopteri; Cichliformes; Cichlidae
Gene: smarca5
Product: SWI/SNF related, matrix associated, actin dependent regulator of chromatin, subfamily a, member 5
Exons: 24
Coding region: 196-3306 (1036 amino acids)
Biological process (GO): regulation of transcription by RNA polymerase II; nucleosome organization
Cellular component (GO): nucleus; chromatin
Molecular function (GO): nucleosome binding; ATP-dependent chromatin remodeler activity; ATP hydrolysis activity
Source: RefSeq, a predicted model, not a curated record
CGGGUGCGCGAGAAAAAUCUUGCUAGCGCGAACGUGCUGCCUGCGACCAACCGGUGUGUCUUUCAUUAAAAACAACAGGAUUGUCCUUAUUUACCUCGAGGAAGUUCCGAAAAUUCUCAACGGCUCUUAAACGGUAUCACACAAGGCACCUAAUAACAAACGAGAUACCUGAACGGAAAAGGAAAAUCGACAAAAAUGUCCGAAAGCGCAAACUGCGUGGAACAGCGGGAAGAGCAGGCUGAAGUUGAAGACGCCGGAGGAGCGGAGGAGAAGUCUGACUCUUCAGAUGCUGGAAAAGAGUCCUCUUCAGAUGCAGGUGCUGAUGGACAAGAUGCCUCCUCCUCCUCAUCUUCCUCCAAAACUAAAGACUCUACUCCAGGUUAUGAGGAGAAAGUGCAAACAGACCGGACCAACAGAUUUGAGUAUCUGUUGAAGCAAACAGAGCUGUUUGCUCAUUUCAUCCAACCAGCUGCACAGAAGACCCCCACCUCACCGCUCAAGAUGAAACCAGGACGCCCUCGUAUCAAGAAGGAUGAGAAACAGAAUUUGCUUUCAGCUGGAGACAACCGCCACCGUCGCACGGAGCAAGAAGAGGAUGAAGAGCUUCUUAACGAGAGCACAAAGACCACAAAUGUGUGCACUCGCUUUGACGAGUCUCCCUCCUAUGUGAAAACGGGGAAGAUGAGGGACUAUCAGGUCCGCGGUCUGAACUGGCUCAUUUCUUUGUAUGAGAAUGGAAUCAACGGUAUCCUUGCCGAUGAAAUGGGAUUGGGUAAGACUCUCCAAACUAUUGCACUGCUGGGUUAUAUGAAGCACUACAGAAACAUCCCUGGUCCUCACAUGGUGCUGGUUCCCAAGUCCACCCUCUACAACUGGAUGAAUGAGUUCAAGAGAUGGGUGCCUUCCCUUCGUGCUGUCUGCCUGAUCGGAGACAGAGAUGAGCGGACUGCCCUGAUCCGAGAUGUGCUGCUGCCUGGAGAGUGGGAUGUGUGCGUGACAUCCUACGAGAUGCUCAUCAUUGAAAAGGCGGUGUUCAAAAAAUUCAACUGGAGAUACCUGGUCAUUGAUGAGGCUCACAGGAUCAAGAACGAGAAGUCAAAGUUAUCAGAAAUCGUGCGUGAAUUUAAGACCACCAAUCGUUUGCUGUUGACUGGAACACCCCUGCAAAACAACCUCCAUGAGCUGUGGGCUCUCCUGAACUUCCUGCUGCCUGAUGUCUUCAACUCAUCAGAAGACUUUGAUUCCUGGUUUGACACAAAUAACUGCCUGGGUGAUCAAAAGUUGGUUGAACGUCUUCACACUGUGCUGCGUCCUUUCUUGCUUCGUCGUAUUAAAGCAGACGUGGAGAAAACUCUGCUCCCCAAGAAGGAGAUCAAGAUUUACGUUGGCCUGAGUAAGAUGCAGCGGGAGUGGUACACGAAGAUUCUGAUGAAGGACAUCGACAUUCUGAACUCGGCGGGUAAAAUGGACAAGAUGCGUCUGCUGAAUGUUCUCAUGCAGCUGAGAAAAUGCUGCAACCAUCCUUACCUGUUUGAUGGGGCUGAGCCCGGCCCGCCAUACACAACAGACAUCCACCUGGCGGUGAACAGCGGCAAGAUGGUGGUGCUAGACAAGCUGCUGCCUAAGCUAAAGGAGCAGGGUUCACGUGUGCUCAUCUUCAGUCAGAUGACCAGGAUGCUGGACAUCUUGGAGGACUACUGCAUGUGGAGGAACUACGGUUACUGUCGCCUGGAUGGGCAAACUCCACACGAGGAGAGACAGAUCUCCAUCAAUGCUUUCAAUGAGCCCAACAGCUCAAAGUUCAUCUUCAUGUUGAGCACCAGGGCUGGAGGGCUGGGUAUUAACCUGGCAACAGCAGAUGUAGUCAUCCUCUACGACUCAGACUGGAACCCUCAAGUCGAUCUUCAGGCCAUGGACCGAGCUCACAGGAUUGGUCAGCAGAAGCAGGUGCGAGUUUUCCGUUUCAUCACCGAAAACACAGUGGAGGAGAGGAUUGUGGAGAGGGCCGAGAUGAAACUGCGCCUGGACUCGAUCGUCAUCCAGCAAGGGAGACUUGUGGAUCCGAGUGCAAACAAACUGGGUAAGGAUGAGAUGCUCUCCAUCAUCCGCCACGGUGCCACACACGUGUUUGCUUCCAAAGAGAGCGAGAUCACAGAUGAUGACAUCGAUGCCAUCCUGGAGAGAGGUGAAAGGAAGACUAUGGAGAUGAAGGAGAGAAUGUCAUCGCUGGGCGAGAGCUCUUUGAGAAACUUCACCAUGGACACGGAGAACACCAGCGUGUACACCUUCGAAGGAGAGGACUACAGAGAGAAGAAGAAGGUCAUUACAAACUGGAUCGAGCCGCCCAAGAGAGAAAGGAAAGCCAAUUACGCGGUGGAUGCCUACUUCAGAGAAGCUCUGCGAGUCAGUGAGCCCAAAGCACCAAAGGCUCCUCGUCCUCCUAAGCAGCCAAAUGUGCAGGACUUCCAGUUCUUCCCUCCGCGUCUUUUUGAGCUUCUAGAAAAGGAAAUUCUCUUCUACAGAAAGACCAUUGGAUAUAAGGUUCCUCGCAAUCCAGACAUACCAAACUCUGCUCAGGUCCAGAAGGAGGAGCAGGCUAAGAUCGAUGAGGCCGAGGCCCUCACAGAGGAGGAACUGGAGGAGAAGGAAACCCUUCUGCAACAGGGAUUUACUAUUUGGAACAAACGUGACUUCAACCAGUUCAUCAAAGCAAACGAGAAGUGGGGGAGAGAUGAUAUUGAGAACAUUGCCAGAGAGGUUGAGGGGAAAACUCCGGAGGAAGUCAUGGAAUAUUCUGCUGUAUUCUGGGAGCGCUGCAAUGAGUUGCAGGAUAUUGAAAAGAUCAUGGCUCAGAUAGAAAGAGGAGAGGCCAGGAUUCAGAGGAGGAUCAGCAUCAAGAAAGCACUGGACUCAAAGAUUGGCCGCUACAAGGCUCCUUUCCAUCAGCUCCGUAUCUCCUACGGCACUAACAAAGGCAAGAACUACACAGAGGAGGAAGACCGCUUCCUCAUCUGUAUGCUUCACAAGCUCGGCUUUGAUAAGGAGAGCGUGUACGACGAGCUCCGCCAGUGCAUCCGCAACUCACCACAGUUCCGCUUCGACUGGUUCCUCAAAUCUAGGACUGCAAUGGAGCUCCAGAGGCGAUGCAACACCCUGAUCACCCUGAUAGAGAGAGAGAACAUGGAGCUGGAGGAGAGGGAGAAGGCGGAAAAGAAGAAACGGGGCCCAAAGACCGGCUCAGCGCAGAAACGAAAGUCAGAGGGAACUCCAGACGGUCGAGGACGAAGGAAAAAGCUCAAGUUGUGAAGCUGUUGGAAAAACCCGCAUUAACAGAAUUAAAGACGGCAGCCAGCUAUCAUUAGUCCUAGUGUCUGUGUUUGUUUGCAGGCUGUGAUAAUGUACUGUGUAAAAUCCCUGACGGACUGAUAUGGUUGUUUUAGGUUCUAGGAAGUGUUUCUUUACAAGCCUGCCUUGUUGUCACUUACCUAAACACUGCAGCUGUGCUGGGUUAGAUUUUGUUCGCUAGUCCUUAUUUUUUACUAGUACUUAAUUGAAAUAAGUGUAUUUAUGCCUGUUGGUUGUACCACAUUCCAUUGCUUGAAACAAACAAUAUGUACCCUUUUUUAUUUUUAAGAAAACAUCUGUUCUUGUAUCUUAUAUUGUAGAAAAUGUCUUUUUGAGCAUCGCAAAUAAAUCUCCCCCCUUUUUUAAAAAAAACAAACAAACAAAAAAGC